ACAUGUAUUGAUGUAGAAUUGUGUAAAGCAAUGUGUAUGGACAUUAUGUGCACUGAUUCAUUUAUCAACAUGUUUUUAUACCUUAAGAUUUUUUAAUGUGAAACUUGCAUGAGACUCGAACUGGUAUUCACAGAUUUUGGCAUGUUUUAAAGUUUGAAAUUUAAAAUAGGCUCGAACCACUGACUGAUCCAUAAUGAUGAUUAAUUGUAAAUAGUUAUUUUCCGGUAAGAGUCUCCAUCAUAAGCAUUAUUUCCCUCACAAAUGGACAAAGCUUAUUUUGACAUAUACUGUUAACUAGUUCAUUGUUAAGAGUUACAACUCUGUCAACUGUAACACAUUAAGAAUACUGGUAACAUAAUCUCAAAUAAUAAAUGACGAUUAUUAUUACUGUCCAUCUUGAAUUGUGUUUGAUUUAACUUUUGGCCUCAUAUAUUUUAUUGGGCUGACUGCUUGCUAAUGAUUUUGUCAAGGUAACUGAUUCAACAUUGUGUAGCAGAUUUUCAUGAAACUCAAUUUAGUACUUUAUUUCAAUAAAAUUCUAAAUAGCAUUGGGUCAUUUUAAUUCUAAGUUUGCUGUUCCAAAUACUUGUAUUUUUGAUAAGCAUUUGCUACCAAAUUAGUCAAUAUGAUCAAUGCACAUGGACAGACUAGUCUACUGCUACGCUGGUCACAUCUAAAAUAAAACACAUUUUGGCAUGACUUUUCAUAUGUUGACAUCAAUUGUCAGAAUGGGGCACUUAUGAGCCAGAAGGCACAUCAGAAUGGGGCACUUAUGAGCCAGAAGGCACAUCAGAAUGGGGCACUUAUGAGCCAGAAGGCACAUCAGAAUGGGGCACUUAUGAGCCAGAAGGCACAUCAGAAUGGGGCACUUAUGAGCCAGAAGGCACAUCAGAAUGGGGCACUUAUGAGCCAGAAGGCACAUGUGUCUUGGCAAAAUGCAGAGUUUUCCAGUAUCCAAAUGGACUCACCAGGCUGUCAGAUUGUGGGUUGGGAGAAGAGAGGCAGCAUCAGUAUUAGUGCUGCUAUAAGUCGAAGGGUCAAACAGAUGGAAGUAAAUGAUGAAAGGCCAAAGCAAAUCAUCAAGAAGAGCUUCACUGAUGCAGAGGAUAGCGAGGUCUCAACUACUAGUCUGAAAGCCAGCCUUAUCUGUCCAAUUGGCAAGUCCCGUCUAGUGACUCCCUGUCGGGGUGAACAUUGCACCCAUGUUCAGUGCAUGGAUGUAGUGACAGUUUUGGGCCUGAUAAUGCACCGUCCUACUGCAAAAUGUCCGCUGUGUGACAAGCCUGUCAAAAUGACAACCAUCUAUAUUGAUGCGUUGUUCCAACAGAUCCUGACUGCUGUCCCAGAGGUAGUGACAGAUGUGACUUUUGCAAUGGAUGGAUCAUGGUCAUACACUGGCGAAGAAAACAACGGGGGCCAAUCAGUUGGAAAGUCUCUGAAUAGAAGCAUCAUAGACCUGACAGCAACUGAUGACGAGGUCACGCCAAUCAAGAAAACAAUGUUGGUUAGCUAUGCAAGAUGUCAGCAACCCUCAAAUUGUCAUCCCAGCAAGCAAAAGGACGCUGGUGUGAAACGAAGACUUAGAGCCCCUGACCUCAACAAAGGAAAAGAGAAUGUUUACAGCAAGAAAUCCUUGGAGAAAAGACGGGAACGUAACAGAAGAAACACAAACAAGCCAUAUAGUAGACAGGAUGAUUUGUUCAGCAUCCGAGGUGAUGACCACCAUGGCGGUUCUAGAGACUACAACAGGAAAUAUACAACCAAGUCAAAUGAGAGAAGGACCAACCAAUACUUUGCAUCAGUUAAGUCAGAUGAGAGUUGGUCUAACAGCUAUAAAGGAUCAUAUUUUGACACCGACUAUGCAUACGAGAGCUGCUCUCAACAUUUUAGAGGUGACAGAGAUUACUACACGAGAUCAGUUUGUUACGAUGACUAUGACAAUGAGUUUCCCUCAUACAGUUCUAGAAGUAGUUUUAGAAGUACCUACACUGCAGCAUCUGAGAGACUUCAUUUGCGGUACUUCCCUGGUGAUCGCUAUGACAACCCACAAUGUUACAACGAGGGUUCUUACAGGAGACGAAAUCACAACCAGUUGCCCGAUGAUCUGUAUGAUUACAAUGCAUAUUAUUAAAUUAGUUAAGUCCGUAUACACUGAUUGGUUUUUAGCACUACUGGUCGAAGGCCUGAAGAGCUUAUGUCAUGGCGUGGUUUCCGUCGUCCGUGCUUGCGUGCGUUAGACUUUUUCUUGUUUACGCGAUAAAGUCCACAGUUUUCAUCCGAUUCUUUUCAAACUUGUUCAGUGUCUUUAUAUUAAUGAGGACUCGAACCGUAUUGAAAAUGGGAUACAUCAGAGUAAAAAGUCCAGAAUUAUCUCCCCUUGAAUUUGAGAAAAUUGUGAAAUAAGGCUUGUUUACGCAAUAAAGUCCACAGUUUUCAUCCAAUUAUUUCCCAACUUGCACAGUGUCUUUAUCUGAAUGAUGAGUCAAUCCCUAUUAAAAAUGAGCAAUAUCGGAGUUAUAAGGCCAGAAUUAUCUCCCCUUGAAUUUGAGAAAAAAAUGAAAAUUCAGUUUUUUUAAUGUGAUAAAGUUCAUAAUUUUCAUCAAAUUCUUGGCAAACUUGCACUGUGUCUUUGUAUCAAUGAGGACUUAAACCCUUUUGUAAAAAGAGCAAUAUCGAAGCAAUAAGUCCAGAAUGACUUCCCCUUGAAUAUGAGAAAAUAUUGAAAUCCCGCUUGUUUACGAAAUUAAUUCCACAGUUUUCAUCCAAUUGUUUCCAAAUUUGCACAGUAUCUUUUUAUCAAUGAGGACUUGAACCCUAUUGAAUAGGAGCAGUAUCGGAGAAAUUAGUACACAAUAGUCUCCCCUUGAAUUUGAUAAAAUUCUCCUUGUUUGCGCGAUUAAGUACACAGUUUCCAUGUUAUUCUUUCCAAACUUAGUUUUUAUAGCAGUAGAGCGAUUCAGGCCCUCAUGGGCCUCUUGUUAUAGAGAUACCAUGUUAUUGUUACUAGUAGAUAAGUGGAUUGACAAUAGCUAAUGGGUUGUUUUCUCUAGAGGCUUCUUUAUUAAGAGUUCAGUUUUACAUAAGAGAUGCAUCAUACAAAAAAGAUUUGUAGGUUCUCAUCAUGUCUAUUUAAUCAAAGUCUUUUAAUAAUUAAAGUCUUUAUUGUUACAUAUUUUUUUUUAAUUAUGUAUUUUAAUAAAUAAACAGUACUUGAAUGUUGGUACAUUUUAGUUCCUAUUUACUAUGCAUUGUGUUCUCCUAUAUUAUAUAUAUAUAUAUAUAUAUAUAUAUAUAUAUAUAUAUAUAUAUAUAUAUAUAUAUAUUCUUCAGCAUUCUUUUAAAAGGUUCAGUGGCACAAUUUGACUUAGAUCAAUCUUUUUUUAUCAUACUUGUUAUUAUUGUUUAUUAUCUAAAUCAAUAAUAAGAUUUAUUUUAAGUCUAUGCUUAAUUUUAAUACCUGGCUAAAAUCCGUAGGGGCUUUAUAGGAAUGCAGUUGUCAUUCUGUCUAUAGAAAUGAUGCGAGCAGGCUUUUCAGCAUGCACAAUUUCAAGGUGCUAUAAACUUCCAUCGGUCUUUAUUAUGUUUCUCCAUACAUCUUAAAUGUUUUUAAAAGCAUUGUUAUGACCCUUGAGUGCGUCCAUGUGGAGAAGGAGUAAACUAGACACAUAAACUCAAAGUUUAUUGCAAAGUUGAAGAUAGAAUGAGUAUUUUCUUGUCAGCUCUUAAAAAAACAUUUGGUGUGCCAUUUUCAUGUACUUUGAAUGAAACGUGCCUAUAUGUUUAUAGUAUAAAUUAUUAUAAGACAGAGACAAUGUGCAAAUAGUCACGCAACCUUCAGGUCAAUGUAAAUUUGUAUUUUUACAGUUUCACGAGGAGAGAUAUAGCUGUAGAUAAACUGAUUUUAUGUAUUUUUAUGCUCCCCCAAAAUUUAUUUAUGGGGAGCAUAUAGUCGCCGCUUCGUCUGUCCGUCCGUGCACAAUUUUUGCCCGGGCUAUUUCUCAGCAACUAUUGACCGGAAUUUAAUGAAACUUUAUGCGAAGCUUCACUACCAAGAUGAGAUGUGCAUAUUAUCAGCGGGUUCUGGUCGGAUGAUUUUUCACAGAGUUAUGGCCCUUUGAAAUUUUCUAUAAAAAAAUCUUGUCCCCCAACUUUUGUGCCCUCAAGACGUUUCAUUUUAUCUGAAUAUAUAGUGCAAUAUUGUGACAAAAAAAAUCUUUGGGGAGCAUCACCCGUCUCCGACGGUUUCUUGUUGUAACUGUUCUUAGUUAUUGAAGUGAAAAUAUCCUGACACGUUUUCGUUCUUGACAUUAUCAUAACAUAUUAACGAUGGAAAAUACAAACAGUUGAUAAAA
Molecule: messenger RNA, 4352 nt
Organism: Dreissena polymorpha
Lineage: Eukaryota; Metazoa; Mollusca; Bivalvia; Myida; Dreissenidae
Exons: 7
Coding region: 740-2131 (463 amino acids)
Biological process (GO): regulation of transcription by RNA polymerase II; protein sumoylation
Molecular function (GO): SUMO ligase activity; transcription coregulator activity; zinc ion binding
Source: RefSeq, a predicted model, not a curated record